AUUUAUCAGGUUUUAUUAUGACAUGAGACGAUAAAAAGAUCACCACAUUCUUAUCUUCAUUGAAUCCCCUUGAAGACUUCCUCGACUUGCUGCAGAUCUCCAGCAAUCUCUACUCCAGAGUCUUGUCUCUAAUUCAGUCUACAACGACUGAUUUCCCCAAUUUUAUAGGGUAGAAUAACUAGCUACUGUUUGGUACGAACUACCCAACUUAGCGUUAUCUCUCAGUUGAGGACUACGAACAGACGGUUUGUCAUCUCGUGUACUUGGUGGCACAGAAACAGAGGGGUCAUGUUGAAACUCUUAGUACUCUUACUCUCCCUCCUGCGCUACGUGCAUCCUCUAAACACCACGGAGGGGGAAAGCUACUCGUCACAAAACCAAACAACCAGUUCGCUGAUAGAAGAUGUCAGGUGGCUGCAGUUCGUGAACACAUUCCAAACUAAACUGACACUAAACUCAACCAUCAGUAGUGUCCCCAUGUGCACUACAUGGUUAUCAAACAAUUAUCAGACCACGAGGUCACUCGACAAAACAAUAUCAAAUUUGGAGAGAUGGGGUCAGCAUUGUGUGUCCAAUAUAGACUGUGUAAGCGGAAAGUUGAGCUUUCAGAGCCAUGGUCUGAGUAUAACUGAGCAGCUGAACGCGGGAGUCAGGAGGUUGGUGUUGGAGCUGCACUAUGUGCCGGGCAUGAAGAGGAAACUCCGAGUGUGUGCUUCUCUUCAAGUGGAAUGUACAGCAAUGAAGAAGAAACUGAAAGUGAAACUAAGAUCUAAGAAGAGGAAAAAGUCAGCUUAUAAUUGGUGCAAGGGUUUCGAGAUGACAAGUAAAGGUGUCCACACCGGGUGCCAUUCGGGUUCUCCUGAGUUUAAAAAUACGGUAAAAGAAAUUAUAAAGUGGCUGAACAAGAACCAAGACCAGUUUGUGGUUAUAGAUCUACUUGACUACAUUUCCUCGGAGACAGGGUGCAGGGUGGUUCCAGAGUUGGAUAGUUCUCUGAAACUCUUUGGCUCAAGACUCCUUAAGCCUUCCCACCUGCAGAUAGAACGAAAAUAGGACUGCUGGGACACUACCCUCGCUGAGAGAGAUAAGAGAGAUGGGAAGGAACGUCCUGAUAAGAAGCACCUGCACUUUUGGAGGAAACCUCGUAUUCCCUGCUCAGGAGAACAAUUACGUUUCGAUAGAUGAGUUUAACAGGGAUGUAUGUCAACAGGAGAAUAACUCAUUCACCCUCUACUAUCACGACAGGAUCCACGUAGAUUUGCGAUUGUCAGCAAGUAGGAAAGUAAGACAGUACCGAACUUUAAGGACCCCAACAAAGUCUGAUCAACAACUAGCUACCAGAUGUAACUCUCAGAUAGCUCUCCAAGCUUCCAACUUCUCAGACCUUUUCGGCUGUAGUUGGACAUGGUUACCCCACAACUAUAAUAAUGACUGUUCCGGCUGCACUGCAUUCCAUUUGGACCCCACCACCAUGACAUACGGCUGGGUUAACACUGAGUGCAGCAAAACACUCCAUUUAGCUUGUAAAGGACUGGGGGAGGGAGAAUUCUCUGUUUCUCCUGACUUUCAACAUCUUCCUAACAACGGGGACGUUCUAGCUUGUGGGGGACACCUGAGAUUUGCUUUGCCUUUAUCACCCAGGGAAGCAUUCAACCUAGCUGAUGGAAUGUGGAGACAUGGAUUAUCUCACGUCUGGUUACCUCGAAUUGAAGGAUACACGUGCACUGAUGUCGCUCCAGACAUCCAAUGUGGAGAGCCCGAUAUCCCUACAAACGGCAGUCUUAUUGGGGAAGAUAGUGGGUUUGAUGCUCUAGUCACUUACCAGUGUGAUCUGGGAUACAAACUCAUUGGAACUGAGACUAGCAUGUGUCAAUCUAACGGUUCCUGGUCCGGUUCUGUCCCGAUUUGUCAGAGAGUUGACUGCGGAGUGCCACCCCGAAUAAAGAUGGGAAGAGUGUACGGGACGAGUACAGAUUACGGGAGUAUGUACGGUUACACGUGUAACUGGGGUCACGUGUUCGAAGGACGAGCCAGCAUUGUUUCCAUAGUUACCACGUGCCAGGAAAAUGGACGCUGGUCUGUCGAAGUUCCCGAUUGUAUACAAAGGCAGUGCGAAGUAAGCGAGUGGGGGGAAUGGGGCGAGUGCUCGGAGUCUUGUGAGGGUGGGACACAGAUAAGGUCUCGGGAAAUCCUGUCCUCCCACGGGAACGAGAUAAACGGGAACUGUCCCUCCCUGGAGGAAAUCAGAGUUUGUAACACCCGGAAAUGUGACACGUGCACCACCAAGGUUUACAGAGUCCCCCUGGAGGCUGAUCAGUGCAGAAGUGCUGAGCGGGUCACUAACAGGUACUGUGCCGGUACCUGUAGAGAGACAGGAAUGUGCUGUAAAGCUACUGUUAAAAGCACUAAAAACAUCCUCCUCUUUUGUGAGAAUUCUCCUCCCAGAAACUUCAAACUUCCGGUGAUAGAAGAAUGUGGUUGCAUACCAUGUGGUUGAAGUUAAAACAGUCUUUAACAAAUAUCAUCUGGAAAUCUGCUAGAUAAUCGAAGAAAGCUAAUUCCCGUAAAGAAAACUCAUUGAAACUGUAUUAGUGAAGAUUGAGAAACUUAUUUGAAUGCUGACGCUGUCAUUUGUCAGCAAACGGAACUGAAAUAGAACAGGAAAUUCAGAGGUUGUGACUUAACUUUCAUAGUAAUAACUAAUAUAUGUGAAUGUCUUACUUCAUUAAUAAUAGUCCUUUUAAGUUUUAGUUAAUUAAAUAGUUAGGUGAAUUAGGAUAUAGGAUUUAAACGAUAUAAUGAUGAAUACUUAGAGAUUUCUGAUAUGAUUUUAUAGUAAUGAAUAUUGGUUAUCACAUGUUUUAACCCCAUUACAUCUUACUGGCCCGAAUUAUUUCCACUUGGGGUAGAUGUGGCAAAUAAUUGUAGCGAAUUGUUAUACAUAGAUCUCUUCGAAAGAUUUUAGUACGAUUCAUGAUAUUAUACAAUAGUUAUUUUUAAGUUUAACACUUAA
Bolinopsis microptera is the source of this 3013-nucleotide messenger RNA. RefSeq names its product sushi, von Willebrand factor type A, EGF and pentraxin domain-containing protein 1-like. The record is from RefSeq and is a predicted model, not a curated record. Bases 1094 to 2497 code for a protein of 467 amino acids. NCBI's taxonomy places the organism in Eukaryota, Metazoa, Ctenophora, Tentaculata, Lobata, Bolinopsidae. The transcript has 13 exons. Gene Ontology annotation, biological process: lipid metabolic process. Gene Ontology annotation, molecular function: phosphoric diester hydrolase activity.